CAUAUCUUAUUUGGUGGAACCGUCCUACUGAAUGAUUAGCAUGGAUCCCUUGCAUUCAUUGGUGCAGGUCAUUAUUUUAUUAGUUUACUGAAUUUCUAUGAACAAAGGGAGAAGUUUACCUCUAUAUUUCCUGAAAUAUAAAAGUCAAAUAAGUAUAUUUAAAGUCCUCUAUAUAUGAAGAAUUUGCACCAAAGUCUUCAUUAAUCUAUGGAGAAAAGUCUGUAUAUAUGGAUGAUCGCUUGAUUGAGGCCUCUCAACAAGGAGAUAUAGAUGUCUUGUAUGAAUUAAUCCGGGUAGACGCCCAUGUCUUAAGGCGCAUCGAUGAGAUUAUGUUUGUAGAUACGCCUUUACACAUUGCAGCUUCCUCUGGGCAUGCCAGUUUCGUGAUGGAGAUGAUGACCUUGAUGCCAUCAUUUGCCCAGAAGCUAAAUAAGUCUGGCCUUAGCCCCAUGCACCUUGCUAUGCUCAAUGGGAAUUUGGAGUUAGGACUCUCAUUUCUAGAACUUGAUUGUGAUCUUGUUCGUGUCAAAGGAAGGGGAGGCUAAACUCCUUUGCAUUUGGCUGUCAAGUACGGAAACAUCGAUCUCUUGGCUAGUUUUCUAGUAGCUUGCCCCAGGUCGAUCGAAGAUUUGAGUGUCCAUGGUGAAACUGCUUUGCAUAUUGCUGUUAAAUACAAUAUGUUGGAAGCUCUUGAAGGUCUGGUAGGAUGGCUUCAAAGAGUCUGUCAUGAAGAUGCCUUAAAAUGGAAGGUAAAGAUCCCAAACAGGAAGGAUGAUCAAGGCAAAACGGUAUUGGACAUUGCAGCAUCCCAUAAUCAACUCGAGUUCAUUAAGUUGUUGUCUGAAAUAAAUGCCCAGAAUUCUAAGGGCCGGCGUCUAUCAGCUUCGAGCACAAUCCAACAUAGAGUCAAAUUGUUUUUGAGAACGAUAGUUAAGAAAAUGCAAUAUUGCGGCAGAAACAGAGAUCUUUCGAAGGCUUCAUCACCUGCAUCUCGUAAAACUCUCACAAAUUACUUAAGGUCAAAGACAUCAUUUGAUGAAAAGUUUGCGGUUUUCAUUACUCGUCACAAGCUGAAGAUCUCCGAUAAUGCACGCAGUGCGUUGCUAGUGGUUGUUGGGCUGCUUGUAGCAGCGACUUUCCCGGCCAUAUUCAGUCUCCCUGGUAGUGUUCGGCAGGGUGACAAUGAGAACCCAAGUACUGUUGCUGUUACGAGCAGCACCGCUUCAGGGAGACCACCGCUUGCAGGGACGGUUGUCAUGGACUGGACUCAGGGACGUUCCUUUAUUUUUUGUUGAG
Molecule: messenger RNA, 1296 nt
Organism: Theobroma cacao (cacao)
Lineage: Eukaryota; Viridiplantae; Streptophyta; Magnoliopsida; Malvales; Malvaceae
Source: RefSeq, a predicted model, not a curated record